GGAGAUUCGAAUAGUCUUCACGCAGCAGCUGGGCCUGCUGCCGUCCCCGCAUCCUCCUCGCCAUGGACAACCCGGAAAAUGUAUUUCAAAUGUUUGAAGCCCAUAUGCGAAACUACAAAGGCAGUGACCCACUUGGAGAAUGGGAAAGCUACUUGCAGUGGAUAGAAGAGAAUUUUCCUGAUAAUAAAGACUACUUGAUACUGUCAUUAGAACAUUUAAUGAAGGAAUUUUUAGAUGUGAAGAAAUACCACAAUGACCCAAGAUUCAUCAAUUAUUGCUUAAAAUUUGCUGAGUACAACAAUGACCUCCAUCAGUUUUUUGAGUUUCUGUACAACCAGGGAAUUGGAACCCUGUCAUCUCCUCUGUACAUUUUCUGGGCGGGACAUCUAGAAGCCCUGGGAGAACUGCAGCAUGCCAGUGCUGUUUUUCGGAGAGGAAUUCAGAACCAAGCUGAACCUAGAGAACUACUGCAACAACAGUACAGGUUAUUUCAGGCUCGCCUUACUGAAUCGCGUUUGCCAGCUCAAGCUGGAACCUCAGAACCUCUGCAAAAUGCCCAGAUUUUAAACCAAGCAAUAGCAUCAAAAUCCAGUCCAGAAAAAAACCCAGCCUAUGUUUCUAAGAGUCAGAGUUCUGAAGUCUCUGGAGCAAUAUCCUCAGCUUGUAACAAAGAGCCAAAUAUGGUACUCAUGAUUUCUAAAUCAGAAUGCUCUACAAACUCAUCUUCGGCAGCCAGCGCUGAUGUGCAGCAGGUCGUUAUGUACUGCAAGGAGAAGCUUAUUCGUGGAGACUCAGAAUUUUCCUUUGAGGAGCUGAGAGCACAGAAAUACAAUCAAAGAAGGAAGCAUGAACAAUGGGUAAAUGAAGACAAACAUUAUAUGAAGAGCAAGGAGGCUAGCGCUUUUGAAGAACAAUUAUUAAAAAAGAAAAUGGAUGAGCUUCACAAAAAAUUACACCAAGUCGGGGAGCCAUCCCACCAGGACCCCUCUGCUUUUCCGGAAAGGUCUGAGGUCACUCCAGCAUGUAUGGGGCCAAGUGUAGACUUCCAGCGGGAAGUGAGAGCUCCAAAUCUUCCAGCCAUCAGUCAUCAGUCCUUAAAGAACUCAGAGAACCCUAAAGAGCCACCACCUGUUGUCCCUCUUGCAGCAACUACUAUUACUGCUACUUUGGUGUCCCCAGCCAUCAGCCAGAGUGUAGCUCCUCCUGUUCCUUUAAAGGCCCAGUCAAUGACAGACUCCAGAUGUAUGAAUCAGAGUACUCAUGAGUUCAAGCCACAGAUUGGGACUGAAAUGAAAGAAGCAUGUGAAAUACAGAAGGUGGCUAGUGUAAGUUCAUUUCACACAACUCCAAACACCUCACUAGGAAUGGUUCAAGCAACACCAUCCAAAGUGCAGCCGUCACCCACUGUGCAUACCAAGGAAGCAUUAGGUUUCAUCAUGAACAUAUUUCAGGCUCCUACAAUUCCUGACGUUUUUGAUGACAAAGAUGAAUGGACAUCACUAGAUCAAAAUGAAGAUGAAUUUGAAGCCCAGUUUCAAAAAAAUGCAGCGUCUUCUGGGGCUUGGGGGAUCAAUAAGAUUAUGUCUUUGUCAUCUGCUAUCCCUAUUUAUGAAGAUGGAAACCAAGAAAAUUAUGGAUUACCACAGCCUAAAAAUAAGCCUCCAGGAUCCAGGACCUUCGGGGAACGCUCUGUUAGCAGAUUUCCUUCAAAACAAAAUAAAUCACUAGUACCUGCUGCAGAAAAUAUGGUGACAACACAGGGUACAUGUGCAACUUUAAACUCUCAUGAAGAAAAGAGGGUACAGCCUCCUAAAGACAGAAAAUUCGGUGUAAUUCAAGACAAAAGUCCAGUACAAACAUUCCUGCGUGACAUGUCUUCAGCAUCUGUACAUCAGCCUCGCCAACCUGCUAUGGGUGAUGUGCUCACCCAUAAUGCAGUGGGGGUCCAUGAGGCUCGAAAACAUAGAGGCAGUGACCUUGACAUCAUGGAGCACUCAUCAGAUGCCAGCCCUGCACUUCAAGCUCAAUGGACACAGAUUAGUUCACUUGGGAAUGUCAAUGCUGCAAAGUUUACAGUUGAAAACCCAUGGGAUAAUGACUUGAUUCUCAAACUUUUAUCUGGACUUUCUAAACCAGUGAGUUCAUAUCCAAAUACUUUUGAGCACCAGUAUAAACUUCCAACCAUCAAGCCUAAAACUGAGUUCCAAUUAGGUCCUUCGCUGGUGUAUGUCAAUUGCCUUCUUGGAGAAGGAGCUUUUGCCCAGGUCUAUGAAGCUACCCUUGGAGAUGUGAAUGAGGUGAAAAAUAAGCAGAAAUGUAUUUUAAAGAUCCAGAAGCCUGCCAACCCCUGGGAAUUCUACAUUGGGACCCAGCUAAUGGAGAGACUCAAGCCAACCAUGGAAUACAUGUUUAUCAAGUUCUAUUCUGCCCACUUAUUCCAAAAUGGCAGCAUAUUAGUAGGAGAGCUCUACAGCUAUGGAACAUUAUUAAACGCCAUUAACCUCUAUAAAAAUACCCCUGAAAAAGUGAUGCCGCAGGCUAUCGUCAUCUCUUUCGCUAUCAAAAUGCUCCACAUGAUUGAACAAGUUCACAGCUGUGAGAUCAUUCAUGGAGACAUUAAACCAGACAAUUUCAUCCUGGGAAACAGAUUUUUGAAACAGGAUGAUGAUGGUGAUUUAGCUGCUGGCUUGGCACUGAUUGACCUGGGUCAGAGUAUCGAUAUGAGACUUUUUCCAAAAGGAACUACAUUUACAGCCAAGUGUGAAACUUCUGGUUUUCAGUGUACAGAAAUGCUCAGUAACAAACCAUGGAACUACCAGAUUGAUUACUUUGGCGUUGCCGCAACAGUAUACUGCAUGCUCUUUGGCACUUACAUGAGAGUGAAAAAUGUAGGAGGUGUCUGGAAGCCUGAAGGUCUUUUUAGAAGGCUUCCUCAUCUGGAGAUGUGGGAGGAGUUUUUCCACACCAUGUUGAAUAUACCAGACUGCGACCAUCUCCCAUCUUUGGAUUUGUUAAGGCAGAAGCUGAAGAACCUGUUUCAACAGCACUAUUCAAGCAAGAUCCGAACCCUGCGUAACAGGCUAAUUGUGCUGCUCAUGGACUAUAAGCGUUUGAGAAAGUGAAAUGCAGAUGGGGACACUCUCCAGAAGACACUGUGUAAA
Messenger RNA from Dipodomys ordii (Ord's kangaroo rat), 3161 nucleotides. RefSeq names its product BUB1 mitotic checkpoint serine/threonine kinase (gene Bub1). Gene Ontology annotation, molecular function: protein kinase activity; ATP binding. Lineage: Eukaryota; Metazoa; Chordata; Mammalia; Rodentia; Heteromyidae. Gene Ontology annotation, biological process: meiotic sister chromatid cohesion, centromeric; protein phosphorylation; mitotic spindle assembly checkpoint signaling. The transcript is spliced from 25 exons. Bases 63 to 3122 code for a protein of 1019 amino acids. The record is from RefSeq and is a predicted model, not a curated record.